Molecule: messenger RNA, 877 nt
Organism: Hyphopichia burtonii NRRL Y-1933
Lineage: Eukaryota; Fungi; Ascomycota; Pichiomycetes; Serinales; Debaryomycetaceae
Gene: VPS22
Product: ESCRT-II subunit protein
Exons: 1
Coding region: 112-852 (246 amino acids)
Biological process (GO): protein transport to vacuole involved in ubiquitin-dependent protein catabolic process via the multivesicular body sorting pathway
Cellular component (GO): ESCRT II complex
Source: RefSeq, a predicted model, not a curated record
ACGGAUGUUGCACUCAUUCCUUGUGAUUUUCUCUCGUUUAGCUUAUUUUCUACCCAAAAAACUUUCACUGUAUAAUCAUCAUAUGAUACAUUAAAGAGAAAUACUUCUGGUAUGAGUGUCCGAAAAGAGCAUGAUAGAGACGCUUACACUCAGCUAGGAAAAUAUCUCAGUGAGAGACAUUCUGAUCAAUUAUCAACACAAUUAUCUGUAUUUCAAUCUGCUCUUAUCAAUUUUGCUAGUGAACAUGGUGAAGAGAUCACUCGGAAUCCAGAAUUUCGGGCAAAGUUCACCCAAAUGUGUCAGCUGGUUGGGGUGGACCCUCUUGAGCUAUUGAUUUACUCCAACGCCAGUAACAAGUGGACUAAUGUGGAAAAGAAUGAUAAUUUUUAUGUUGGUCUUUCAGUUAGAAUUGUCGAAGUGUGUCAACAGACUCGUGAUGUCAACGGUGGAUUGAUAUCCAUGAAAGAACUAGUAUCUCGGGUUCUGGAGAAUGUUAAUUUGAAGACCUCAAUCACAGAGAAUGAUAUACUGAAAGCAUUGGGUUUACUUGAUACCUUGGGUAAUGGCUAUGAAAUCAUACGGGUAAAUGAUCAUAGUUGGCUUAAGUACGCUUCGGCAUCUUCUGGCGGUAAUAAUGGUAAUAUCUCUAAUGAUCAAAGAAAAGUUCAUGAUUUAUGUGGUUUCAUGGGUGGUUAUGUAACUUACAGAUUAUUACGUGAUAAUUAUGGUUGGGACAAGUUACGUUGUAAAUCGGUAAUUGAUGACAUGAUUAUGAAUGGGUUUCUAUGGGUUGAUGCUCAGGGUCCUAAGGGGAGCUUCCAAUAUUGGGAACCAUCUUGGAUUUCUAAUUAAGAAAGAUAAAAUAACGUUCAAAUCA